ACAGUCUUAUCAGAAAAUUAAAUGUUGUUUUUAUCUAUCUUCAAUCCCCACACCUUCUUUUUUGCCUUUUACUCACUCUAUAGUUGCUUUUCUCCUUGUCCCCUUCUCUGAGAUGAAAAAGUUUCAAGCUUUUCUGGUCACUCUUGUAUUCCUUGUUGCACUAUUUCAGGGAGGAUCAGUAACAUGUAGCAGUAGCAGCUCAAGGAGUGAAGACGGAUCAGAGGAAUGGGGAUAUGUGGAAAUCAGACCCAAAGCUCAUUUAUUCUGGUGGCUUUACAGAACUCCAUACAGAGUCGAUAAUCCCUCAAAACCCUGGCCAAUCAUUCUCUGGUUGCAGGGAGGACCAGGUGCUUCUGGAGUUGGGCUUGGCAAUUUUGGAGAGAUUGGUCCUUUGGAUGGAAAUUUGAAGCCCCGGAAUUUCACUUGGUUGAGAAAAGCAGAUCUCUUGUUUGUGGACAACCCUGUUGGAACCGGGUACAGUUAUGUUGAAGAUUCGGAUCUCUAUGCCAAAACAGACCAAGAGGCAACCACAGACUUGACAACCUUGUUAGUUGAAUUAUUCAACAAUGAUGCCAACCUCCAAAAGAGUCCUCUGUUCAUUGUGGCAGAGUCUUAUGGUGGCAAGUUUGCUGUAGCUCUUGCAUUAUCAGCUUUCAAAGCUAUUCAACGAGGAACAUUGAAGGCUACACUUGGAGGUGUGGCAUUAGGAGAUACCUGGAUUUCCCCAGAAGAUUUUGUGUUCUCAUGGGGUCCUCUACUGAAAGAUCUAUCAAGACUUGAUGACAAUGGACUGCAAAAGGCAAACAGUAUAGCUGAGAGGAUCAAGCAGCAACUUGAGGCAGGUCAAUUUGUUGAUGCAACUAACUCAUGGGCUGAUCUUGAGAAUGAGAUUAUCGCUAGCAGCAAUUCUGUGGAUUUCUAUAAUUUUCUACAAGAUUCAGACAGUGAUUCAAACAGCAUAAACGCAAUGGAGCUGGGAUUAUCGAAAGAAGUGUCAAUUAUGCGAUACUCCAAGUAUCUUAUGUCAAAAAUUUCAACCCUUGGUAGUGAGGACGAAGAUCUUGAAAAAUUACUAAACGGUGUCAUCAGGAAGAAGUUAAAGAUCAUUCCCGAGAAUGUUACAUACGAAGUGCAGUCCUGGGAGGCUUUCGAGAGUCUUGAAGGAGAUUUUAUGAAGCCAAGAAUCAGUGAGGUUGAUGAGCUGCUGACACUUGGGGUCAACGUGACUGUGUACAGUGGUCAAGUUGAUCUCAUUACUCAGUUGAAGUUUUCUGAUAUUUUUAUGGUACCUGUUGAUCAACCCUGUGUAGCACUAGACAUGGUGGGUGCAAUUACACAAUCACCAGCUGCUUGAACAUGCAGAAACGUAUUAUUAUUAUUAUGCACCCUAUGGAAUAAAUAAACUUUCUAUAUUAUUAAGCAAACAAUCUCUUGUAGUGGUGAUGAACAAAUAAAAAAGAUGUUAAAAAUAAAUGGGAUAGAAAUUGUUUGUUUGAAAAUAAAAAAAAUUUAUUAUUAUUUUUAA
Molecule: messenger RNA, 1525 nt
Organism: Vigna radiata var. radiata (mung bean)
Lineage: Eukaryota; Viridiplantae; Streptophyta; Magnoliopsida; Fabales; Fabaceae
Product: serine carboxypeptidase-like 51
Exons: 13
Coding region: 113-1354 (413 amino acids)
Biological process (GO): proteolysis
Molecular function (GO): serine-type carboxypeptidase activity
Source: RefSeq, a predicted model, not a curated record